Symbiodinium sp. CCMP2592 is the source of this 477-nucleotide messenger RNA. Lineage: Eukaryota; Dinophyceae; Suessiales; Symbiodiniaceae. The record is from the annotation of a GenBank genome assembly.
AUGCUGGCUACUGGCCGCAAACGCAUGCUAGUGCCAACUGUUUGUGGAAGCGAAGCGUCAGAUCAAACACGGUUACUUUCAAUGCCGCAGUUGCUGCUGGUGAGAAACUCGGACAUUGGCAGACAGUCUUUGCUCUGCAACAGGCAGCUGAACUGUCUGCAGGCAGACUUACUCACUUUCAACUCUACGAUAAGUGCCUGUGGAAGACAUGGGACAUGCAGACGAGCUGUUGAGCAGGUAAAGGUGCUGCAACAGUUGCAGGCAGACGUGAUCACCACCAACCCUGUGGCCACCUUCUGCGAGAAGAGCGGAGAUCGUGGUGUUGCGAUGUCAGCAAGUACGGGCAGGUUUGACCACUCACAAUUGCCUGGACAGUGCGUGCGAGAAAGCCGGCAAAUGGGAAGAGGCGAAGUUGACUUUGCUAUUUUUUGGACAACUGCAGCGUUGCGAGUUGAAGUUGAACAGGCAUCCUCGUAA